Messenger RNA from Dreissena polymorpha, 1580 nucleotides. RefSeq lists its product as uncharacterized. The coding region runs from base 98 to 1150 and encodes 350 amino acids. The record is from RefSeq and is a predicted model, not a curated record. The transcript has 5 exons. NCBI's taxonomy places the organism in Eukaryota, Metazoa, Mollusca, Bivalvia, Myida, Dreissenidae. Gene Ontology annotation, molecular function: protein binding.
UAAGUUUUAGGUAAGGUGACUACUGAUAACAAUUGAUGUCAUAGUGGAAAGUCGCUUAAUUUACGGUUGAAUCAUUCCCGUGUUUUAUUUAAAGAAAAUGGACGCGUUAAGGUUCUCUGCUGUGUGCACCAUUUGUUCGUAUUUAUUGUAUUUCGAAGUAGUGGAUGGAAUUAGUUUCAAACAGAUGGUGGACAAGUGUGGGUCUCGCAUCACUGCGUCCGGCGAACACCAGCUGUCGCUGUACUUCUCUGGCAGCCGGGAAUGUGAGGUUACAAUAGGAACAACCAGCACAUUUCCAUGGAUAAUGUUUUACUUCCAGAGUUUUACAGUGGGCUGCAACGCCGGGAGUGUCAGUAUUAGAAAUGAAUAUGGACUACCACCAAACGGCUUAGCAAGAUAUCUCUGUAAUUACGUGUCGACCAGCGAAGUCUACACAAACAAUGGUGAUAUCAAGAUAAAAUUCACACCAAAAACGGGAUGGUCAUAUGGUGGUUUCACUUUAAUACUUACGCUGUUUUCAGAUUCAGAUUCGUGUCCAAUCUGGGGCCACGUAUGUGACAACGGGCGAUGUAUCGACGCGGGUUUGAAAUGCAAUGGCUACAAUACUUGCGGCGACAACUCUGGGUGUUGGAUCGAUCACAAAUUUGAUUACCGGUACAGCGGUUCUUCCACCGUAAAACUAGGUGUAGGUGUUGCCGUCGGUGUCGUUAUUCUCAUCAUGGUCACAGUCACUAUCAUCUGUUGUAGAAGAAGACACGCGCAGCGUAUUCCGGCCUCGGCGUCUACGAUGCAAGUCGUUUAUGCAAUACGCGCCGAUCCUGGCCGGUUUAACCAAGGGAUCACUCAUAGUAUGUAUGACAUAUGGAUGCAACAAACAGCAGCUAAUGCUCCACAGACACCCUCCGUGUUUGGCCAACAACCACCACCGUACGAUCCACAAUGGGUUCCCAAAGACAUUAAACAAGCAGACCAAGAAGCUAAUGGGAACUUUGGGAGUGUACAAAUACAUGCUCAAAAUGUCACAGAAACAGGCCAACCGAGCACACGAGAAGACGUCCAUGUUUAUGACAAUAUAGCUGCUGAACGGUCUGACGAUCGCAACUACAGUACGAUUGAUGAGGCCAUCGUGGAUGCAAAUCAACGUUAUUGAUUAUGCACGACCUUGAACUCAUGCUUAUCUAACACCUAGCUUUCAAUUGGGCUUUUGUAUUUAAAAAAACAUGCAUAUAUUCUUUCUUUGUGAGAUCUGGACGUAACAUGUUGUUUGAUUUGUUUAAAAUACAUAUCUCAAUGUUUAACAUUGAUUGCCAACUUUGCAAUGAGAUUUGAACAACGCUACACAUGUCUACACGAUAUUGUAUAAUUAAAUUGAUUAAAAGGAUUUAAUAACGCUCCCAAAAUUUAACUUUAACACUCAUGCACGACAUGCUUAUGCUUGACUAACGCCUAGCUUACAAUUGGGUUUUUGAAUUAAAGUGGUCAAAAACGCAUGCAUAUAUACUUACUUAGUGCGAUCUGGAAAUUACGUGUUUUGUGAUUUAUUUAAAUUAAAUAUAUCAAUGUUUAACAUUGAUGAAUAA